Phragmites australis (common reed) is the source of this 990-nucleotide messenger RNA. Its product is annotated as auxin-responsive protein IAA1-like. The coding region runs from base 185 to 760 and encodes 191 amino acids. The transcript has 5 exons. The record is from RefSeq and is a predicted model, not a curated record. Gene Ontology annotation, molecular function: protein binding. Gene Ontology annotation, biological process: regulation of DNA-templated transcription. Gene Ontology annotation, cellular component: nucleus. Lineage: Eukaryota; Viridiplantae; Streptophyta; Magnoliopsida; Poales; Poaceae.
GAUUAAACCCCGGCGACCGGUAGCCCGGUGACCGCACCUGCCUAUAACCUCCUCCUCCUCCUCCCGCUUUCGUCUCGCCGCCCCCACCUUACCGACGGAGAGAGAAGCCUCCCGCCGCAACCGAAGCCAGGCUACCAACCAGACCAAACCCGCCACGCCGCUACCGCUACCGCCGCCGCGGACCAUGUCGGAGGUGACAGCGCGGAGUUCCACGGAGUCCUCCGCGGCCUCCUUGGGGCUCGACUUCGAGGACACGGCCCUCACCCUCCGCCUCCCGGGCUCCGACACCGCCCGCAAGCGUGCCUCCACCUCUGACCCCGUCGACCGCAGCUCCCCCCGCGCCGCCGCCGCCGCAUCCGACGCUCCCCCCUCCCCCAAGGCGCGGGUGGUGGGGUGGCCGCCGGUGAGCAGGAACCGGAGGAACGCUCUCCCCAGGGGCAAGUUCGUCAAGGUGGCCGUGGCCGGCGCGCCGUACCAGCGCAAGGUGGACCUCGAGGCGUACACGGGCUACGAACAGCUGCUCGCAGCGCUCCAGGACAAGUUCAUCUCCCACUUCACCGUCCGCAGGGUGGGGAACGAGGAGAUGAAGCUCGUCGACGUCGUGAGCGGGACGGAGUACGUGCUGACGUACGAGGAUAAGGACGGCGACUGGAUGCUCGUCGGAGACGUCCCCUGGAGGAUGUUUGUGGAGACCUGCCAGCGUCUUCGUCUCAUGAAAAGCUCUGAGGCGGUUAACUUAGCACCAAGAGCUGCUCAAUGAGGCACAUCCACUCCUUUUCUAUAAACUGCUUCAAAGGAAAAGACAUCUUUGCUUGCUGAGGUUCUUCUUGUGUGUGAGAAACGUGUACAGCCAUCGACUUCUGCUUUCGGGAAAGGUUGUAGCCUGUAGUAUGGACAGUAAAAUGUGUCUACAUACAGAUGAGCAAGACAAUGAUGCUUUUAAAAUACACCUAUACUUUGUCUAAUGAUAAAUAAGACCAGUUACAUGGA